Messenger RNA from Octopus bimaculoides (California two-spot octopus), 2893 nucleotides. Its product is annotated as transcription factor CP2. NCBI's taxonomy places the organism in Eukaryota, Metazoa, Mollusca, Cephalopoda, Octopoda, Octopodidae. Gene Ontology annotation, molecular function: DNA-binding transcription activator activity, RNA polymerase II-specific; RNA polymerase II cis-regulatory region sequence-specific DNA binding. Gene Ontology annotation, cellular component: nucleus. Gene Ontology annotation, biological process: regulation of transcription by RNA polymerase II. The record is from RefSeq and is a predicted model, not a curated record.
CGAUAACUCUAUAUAUUUAUUUUUUAUGUGGGAGUUGAAAAAUCGUCUUUCGUUGAAACGUCUACUUAUAUCCGAUUGGAAAACCUUAGAAAUUUGAUUUAUGCACUUAAUAUGGAGUAAAAUAUUUUUUGCCUAAGGAAUAUCGCAAAUGAAAAUUGAUUACGUAGUGUAAAUAAUUGAAAAUCUGUCACACUGAAGAAACCAUAAACAUUUGGUGCCUGGAUGGGUUUUAGCAAAACCAUCCAGGUUUAACCCUUUUCCGUGUAUAUCUACCUUUAAUCUGUUAUUUUAAUCUUAUUGUUUUCUUAUAAGAAUCGUUAAUUAUUCCAAAUUUAACGAUGUAUUUUUAUCGACAAUAUAACUUUUUAUAACUUGGAUGUAUUAACAUUAUCUAUUACUUUUGCCUGGUUUGUACGUUGCAGUUGAACUUUGUUGUUAUAUCUGAAUAUAUUUAUAAAAUAUAUAAACUCUUUUUAAAUAUACAUAAAAGUGUAGCAAUGUAAUUGGGACAACUCUUCUAUUUAUGUAUUACGUUUUUAUUCUACUGGGCAGUGGUCGAAGUUUUGAAUUACGGUCCCUUUCAGAAUUUCUGUAACAGGGAACAGUUUUUGAAGGACCCUCCUUGAAAGAUGUUUACUUUUUUCUGUGUUCUCUUUGACCAUCAUUAUUGCUUGCUUUCUGACGCACCUGAUUUGUGAGCAUGGCAGUUUUCUGAACAUAUUACCGUGUCGACUCUCUGUAAUAUGACUUGAUUUAUCACCAAAAACAUAAUUGUCUAAUUUAAAUUCGUUUGAAAUCUAAAACUAUUUUCUUUUCAUGCAUUCUUUCCUUCAACCUGCUUUCCACAUACUGCCAUAGGCAAGCACUCGCAUUUAUUGUUAACAAUUGAAUUUGGAGGUGUUGUUAUUGUUUUUAGUCUAAUUUAAAUUUUUUUUUCCUUUUUUAGCUAUAAUAUCGAAUCACAUACAUUUAGAUAUAUACCAUAUAGCUGACCCUAUGUCUCCUCCUUCACCCUGUUUUGUACUGUUCACCGCCUGAGCGGGAUCAGUCUCAGGCGUGUGUUUUGUCCCCUUGUGUCGUAUAUGUGUGUUACUUCGUGUGAAAUUGUUACCGUUCAGUUUGUACUAUGUCCGUCAACUGGUCAGAUGAUUCUUCUACGGCCGGAAAACGGUCAAAAAUUAUUCACAGUCUCUCUCAGGUGACUAACUGGGAUAUUGAUGGAGGACUUGCUGCAGACUUCGAUGGUUCGCUGUCCGGACUCGGGUCUGAACUUGGUUCAGGAACUUACAAUAUGAGUGAAGCUCUUUUGGCUCUUCCUGUAUUUAAGCAAGAGAAUCUUGAGAAUNGUUUCCAGUAUGUUCUUGGAGCUGCAACCUCACCUGCUGUUAAAAGAAACGAGGAAACCCUUACUUAUUUGAAUCAAGGUCAGUCAUAUGAAAUUAAAUUGAAAAAGCUUGGAGAUUUAUCAAAUUUGAAAGGCAAAUAUCUCCAGAGCGUUGUAAAAGUCUGCUUCCAUGAACGUCGUUUACAGUACAUGGAAAAAGAACAAUUAGAAUUAUGGCGCUUAACCCGACCAGGUGAACGUUUAUUAGAUAUUGAUAUCCCCUUAUCAUAUGGUUUAAUAGAUGUUCGCUUAGAUCCUAAUAAGUUAAAUGCAGCUGAGUUUAUUUGGGAUCCUACAAAAGAAACUGGAAUAUAUAUCAGAGUUCAUUGUAUUAGCACAGAAUUCACCCCCAAAAAGCAUGGUGGUGAAAAGGGGGUUCCAUUUCGAAUUCAAGUGGAAUCUCAUACAUCAGAGGAUGGUGAAAGCAAAUUACUUCAUACUGCUUCAUGUCAAGUUAAAGUGUUUAAGCCCAAAGGUGCUGACAGAAAACACAAAACAGACCGAGAGAAAAUGGAGAAACGAUCAGAAGCAGAAAAAGAAAAAUACCAGCCUUCCUAUGAAUGUACAGUACUCACAGAGGUCCCCUCUCGGAGGGUUCACGUCAAAAAAGAAUAUUUGUAUACAGAUAUGAACAGCUCUGAGAAUGGGGGGGAGAUUUCUUUGGAGCAAAUCAUCAAUGCCCAACUCAGCAGUUUUGCCUUAAGUCCUGAUGCUUCAUUCAGUAGUCUAGCCAACAGUAGCACCUUGUCAGAAGUGAGGACUCCACUUGGCAUGGGCCAACCACAAGUAUGUACAGUAGAUUCAGCCAUCAUUCAAACUAGUACUCCUAAAAUUGGAACUUCAAAUACCUCAGUGUCAUCUGCUAGCAGUCUCAAUUCUCCUACAUCUGUGACUGUUCCUUCACCAUCCAUUAACCAGAAACCACCGUCAGAAACAUCUGAACCUGUAUUUCAAGCUCUUACAGGGGAAGCAACUGCUCAAGAUGUCACGACAUGGUUACAUCAGAAUAGAUUUGUCAGUUAUGUGCGCUUAUUCCAAAAUUUUUCAGGUGCUGAUCUUCUUCGCUUAUCAAGGGACGAUCUUAUACAGAUAUGUGGCCUGGCAGAUGGCAUUAGAUUGAAUAAUGCAUUACAAGCCAAAUGUGUCAGGCCUAGAUUAACGAUAUAUGUUUGUCAGGAGGGGGACCAUGUUUAUCAUGCAGUAUUCCUUGAUAAUCUAACUUCAAGGGAAAUCAAACAGAAGUUAGCUGAUCUCUUCACUUUAGAAUUCCAUAAAAUUUCAGAAAUACUUUGGCAAGGACCUUCAGGAAUCCAUAUAGUUUUAAAUGAUGAGGUAAACAUUCUGAAUUUCUAUCGUGAUUUCCUACUGUAAUCAGGUUGACUGAGGCAAGUUGCAUUCUUCCAAAUUCACAAAAUGGAAUGAAUUUACAUGCCAAGUGAAGAAGAAAAUCCUAACAUUUCUGGGAAUGAAAAGUAGUGAUCUGUAAAACGAAGUAAAAUAGCAUGUGUU